GCAUUGCAUCGCAUUGGGGUUAACUGUGAUUCUGUCGUGCACCGCUGCCAAGGAGGAAGAGAAGAUCUUAUAAUGUAUCGUUUCUGAAAAACAUGCAAAGAUAAUUAAUGAUGAUUGAAAGUAAAUUAUUAUAAUGCAAUUUUACCCAUGUUGGACUAAGAUUAAUCUUUUCCUCCAUUAUGCUGGUUAUGCAAUUGUUUAGUUCAAUUAGAAAUUAUUUAACCUCAAUAAAUAUAUUUAUCAGUGGUCAACAAAUCUUGGAUAUAUUUCUCAUAAAGGCAUAAAUACAAAAUGGUGAUAGUUUAGUAAUGUGCCUUUGGUAUUCCAACGUUACUAUGACGGAAUCAUCUUGACAUUUUAAAGAAAAAUACCUAAUAAAAAUAUAAAUUUUUCAAAGGUGUGGCUAUAUAUAUAUAAAAAUGGAUAGUUCAGAGUAUGAAAUGGUCAGAAACAUGACUCUUCUCUUCUUCUUUGAACGACUGAUGGACAAGGGUGGUCCACGUACAUUGCAUGAUCUAAGCUGCCAGUUUGGAGCAAAAGGUUUCACCAAGGAAAUGCGUCAGAUAGCAGGAGGAUCGCAAAGUGGCCUUAAGAAAUUUCUAGCACAAUAUCCGGCACUAUUUUUGAUUAACGGCGAUUACGUGUCCGUUAAUACAUUUCAACCGGUUGUAGAGGAAGAAAGCGGAAAUAAAACUGGUAAACGUGAUUAUGCUCUCGAGGCCGUAGACUACUUUACGAAUAAGUUAUUGCAAUAUGGAGUGGGCACCGAGGUCCCUAUCAAAAGUCUCUUGGGUCAUCGAUCGCAAGCCUCGCCAGAAGUUAGGCAUAUAUCUGGUCAACACUACAAGGAAUUCCGCGAUUUUCUUUUGAAGUAUCCCGAUGCGUUUAUAAUCAGCGAAGAUAAUGUAAUAUUGAAGCAAUAUGAAGGCAUGAAACCAGAACCUUUUCAUGAAUUAGAACCAGAUAUCCCAAUAGAUCCUGAUGUUACAGCCAAGCUGUUAGAUUUUUUCUGUGUAUGCAUUGAACGGAAAGGCCCAAUUGUUAUAGAUCAACUAUUUAAUAUGGUCAAUGAAAAAUUCUCGCACGAAAAUUGGACAAGUAUAUUUAACACACCACAGGAUUUAUCUACUUUUAUAAAAAUGUUCCCGGAUGCUUUUCAUGUACAAACUAAUUUAGUGACAUUGAUAGGCCGACCGAAAUCUUUUAUGACAGAGCCUGUGGCUGCAAAAACAAAAGUUACAAGUGGCAACCAGCGUAACAGUGUGAUUCAUACGAAUAAUGCAGUACCAGUCGUCUCACCGAGCAAGAUUCAAUUCUCUCAACCAUCUUUGAAUCAAUCAGAGAAUGUCUGUAAUAAUGUGACACUUCAAUCUAAUUCGGUGCAAAACACAUGCACAUCACCUGUCGAGAGCAAUAAUAAUAAUUCACCGCCUGUUAGUUUGCAACAGCAGAGUCUCAAGCAGAGAUUCAAUACAAUCGUUAUGAGAACUCUAGCAGAUAAUACAGAGCGGGAUCGCAGUUUACAAACCGCUCAGAUGGGCGAUGCAUGGAAACUGAAAGUAUUACAACAGACUAGAGUGAUAGCAACAACGCGGGAAAGUCUUCAAGUUAUAGAAGAUAUAAUAAAUCCUCGAAAGCCUCCUCCCGAUGGUAAAGUGGUCGUGUCUUUUGAUUGUGAGGGCAUAAAUCUUGGUGUCAAGGGACAAUUGACACUUGUACAAAUUGGUACAAUGAGUGGUCAAGCAUAUAUGUUCGAUUUAUUCACAUGUCCGAGACUCGUUCAAGAUGGAGGUCUCCAGAAAUUGUUAGAACAUCCUCAUGUUAUUAAGGUGAUUCAUGAUUGUAGAAAUGAUAGUGUCAAUUUAUACAAUCAGUUUACGAUUACAUUAAUGAAUGUUUUUGAUACACAGGCGGCACAUGCAGUGCUUCAGUUCCAAGAAACAGGAAAGCCUGUGUAUAAAGUCAAAAAUGUUAAUUUGAACACCUUGUGCGAUCAUUAUGGUGCUCCAUGUAAUCCGCUUAAAGAACAAUUGAAAAAUAUUUAUCGUAAAGAUCAACGCUAUUGGUCUCGGCGGCCCAUGACGCGAGACAUGUUAAUUUAUGCAAGCAGUGAUGUUUUGAGCCUUGUACCUCAAGUUUAUAAUGCUAUGUCUAGACUUAUAAAGCCGGAAGUACAAGGCCUUUUUGCAGAAUUAUGCGAAGAACAAAUUCAAAUGCAUAUAAGACCAGCAGAUGUAAAAGCGCGUAAGAGACAACGAAAAAUGGAGACUGAGAUGGUAGAUCUGAAAAAAAGAAUGGAAGAAGCAACGAGUAAAAAUAUCGUAUUAAGUAACCGCGAAAUUCGACUUCUCCGUUGGAUGGAUCUUACCGAGGAUGAAAAGGAAAAACUUAAAGCAAAUCAUAAAGUUGCUAGAAAACUGGAAAAAUUAGAGAAUAUGGGCCAGGAUAAAGGUGACAGUAGCGAUGAUGAUGAUGAGGAUAAGACAGAUGAUCCUGAAUAUCAGAGUUUGGAAAGUUACACAUCGGAAAAUUCUCAUUCUGGUGGUAUAUUGUCUCCGCGAAAUGCUGACACUCCAAGCUUAACCGAAUCGAUGCAAAUGGUGGAUGAAAUACUCUCAGACGGGCGAAUGGAUAAGCUGGAAAAGAUAGAAAAAUUGGAAGCUAUAUUAUCAGCUGUUACUAGCUGUGCAACUGAUCAGCUUUCUGCCAACAGUGCUGAUGCAUCACCUACCAAAUGCGUCUGCUUGUGUCAAAGUGAUCGCCAAGUCGCUAGAAGUAGUGUGGCUUGUCAAACACUUAGUACAGGUGAUAUAGUAAUUACUAGAAUUUUUGUCAGCGAGGAGGAAAAAGAGAGAGUAAGAUUACAGAAUUCGCCAAAAAAAUAGAUAUUACAGCUGCUGUGAAAGUAGUAGAAAAGUUGCCAUUUAUAGGUUUUUUAUAAAAGAGAAUGAAUGCAUAAGAAAAAAGUAGUUAAAAUUUAUCUAUUUUAUGUAAUAUAAUAAGAUUCAUAUAGAGCAGAACUAGCGAAAUUUACAAAACAUGCUUUCUGGCAUCUCUGCUCCCUUAAAAAGUGUCUUAAACGAAAUAAGCCUUGCUAUAUAUGCCUUUUCAAAUCUGAUGAUAGAAUAAUCAGAUUUUUGCAAAAAGGUUAUUAAUUUUAUACGAGGAUAUUAUUUUUAUCUGCCUAAAGAUUAUCUUUCUUUUACAAGCAUUUAAGAAAGACCGAAUCAUAUUUAAUGACAAAAUAUAAGUAUAGACAAGGCUUUUAAUAGCUGCACAUGUAAUUUUUGACAAAUUACAAAUUGUAGCGUUUUAUAUUCAAUUCAAAAUUAAAUGAUUAGAAGACGAUUAAAAAAUUGCUGUUUCUUUUUAACCAAAUUGUAUAUACAUUUUAACAGAAGAAUUGUUAUACCAUUUGUAUAAGCGUGAUUAUUAAUGAUAGCAUUGCGAGAAAUUAACAGAAGAAAUGCAUAUCAUGCUUAAAAAUUUUUUUUAUGUGAAGUACUGCAUUAAAAUCGCUGAUUUCUGAGAGUUUUACAUGGCCUACUUUGUGUGAACCAUCGGCAAUAAUAGGGCAUAACAGUGAUUUAUUUAAGCAAAUUUUUCUCUGCAGAAUUUUAAUUUGUGCACAGGAGAUAAAUUUAUGUAGAUUCUCAUAAAUUUAUGUAGAUGUCUCUUCUUCCUUACAUUACAGAUGCAACUUAUUUUCGUAUAUAUAUAUAACUAUAUAUACAAGUGCCAAUUUAAGAAUAGAAUAUGUACAGUAAAUUAACAAAUAGAUACAUUUUAUAUUU
This is a messenger RNA of Camponotus floridanus (Florida carpenter ant), 3794 nucleotides long. It is a transcript of the gene egl, whose product is annotated as egalitarian protein homolog. The record is from RefSeq and is a predicted model, not a curated record. The transcript has 8 exons. Gene Ontology annotation, biological process: nucleobase-containing compound metabolic process. Gene Ontology annotation, molecular function: 3'-5' exonuclease activity; nucleic acid binding. Lineage: Eukaryota; Metazoa; Arthropoda; Insecta; Hymenoptera; Formicidae. Bases 420 to 2885 code for a protein of 821 amino acids.